Molecule: messenger RNA, 2762 nt
Organism: Drosophila willistoni
Lineage: Eukaryota; Metazoa; Arthropoda; Insecta; Diptera; Drosophilidae
Gene: Sec63
Product: translocation protein SEC63 homolog
Exons: 4
Coding region: 341-2614 (757 amino acids)
Biological process (GO): SRP-dependent cotranslational protein targeting to membrane; post-translational protein targeting to endoplasmic reticulum membrane
Cellular component (GO): Sec62/Sec63 complex
Molecular function (GO): transmembrane protein transporter activity; RNA binding
Source: RefSeq, a predicted model, not a curated record
AGUUCUGACACACUCUACGUGUCAGUGUCUCAUGAGACGAAUUUGUGUGUUUUUUUUUGUCGAUUCGCGGCGUAAAAAUAGUAUAAUUUAAACAUCAGAAAUUUGUGCUUUUGCCGGUGUAAUUGUAUAAAACGUGCAUGAAUCGGUCAGACUAUAAAAUAUAACAACGCAAAAACCAACCGUUCAUCGGGGCAGUAAAUCGGUCAGCUUUCCAAACAUCAGCUGGAGUUGCCGCAGCCGCCGACACCAAAAAAAAAGAGAGAAAAACGGCCAGGCCUGGUCAUAUUUUAGGAGCAACAAUAAUUGCAAUUGAGACAUAAUUUUAUAUCUCUAGGCGGCGAUGGCUGGUCAAAAGUUUCAAUAUGAUGAAAGCGGUGGAACGUUCUACUAUUUUGUGUUAUCGUUCUUAGCGUUAAUAUUAAUACCAACAACAAUUUACUAUUGGCCACGUAAAAAGAAAGAAGAUCCGUGUAAAGUGAAAGAGGAUUGCCAAUGUGCCGAUUGUCAGAAGAAGAAAACUAUAUUAGCAAAUGCGGAACCCUACCGUGCCCUCAAAUCAUGUACCAUCAAGUUAACCAUUGUUCUCGGUUGGGCUUUGCUGCUCUUCCUUACGUAUCGUGUAUCACAAUUCGAUUACGAGAUGGCCAGUUUCGAUCCAUUUGAAAUUUUGAGUGUACCGCCAACAGCCUCACAGGCGGAGAUCAAAAAGGCUUACUAUCGGCUCUCCAAGGUCCUCCAUCCGGACAAGGAGACGGGUGAUGAGAAGUCAUUCAUGAUGCUGAGUAAAGCCUAUCAAGCCCUAACCGAUGAUGUGGCCAAAGAGAACUACGAGAAAUAUGGCAAUCCCGAUGGACCUGGAGCCAUGUCAUUUGGCAUUGCCCUGCCAUCGUGGAUUGUGGAAAAGGAGAAUAGCGUGUGGGUGCUGGGAUUAUAUGGCUUGGUCUUCAUGGUGGCCAUGCCAUCGGCUGUGGGUGUCUGGUGGUAUAGGUCUAUACGCUUCAGUGGCGAUAAAGUCCUAUUGGAUACGACACAAAUGUACUUUUAUUUUAUCCACAAGACGCCGCAUAUGCUGCUGAAGCGUGCCCUCAUGGUGCUGGCGGCCAGUUUAGAGUUUGAUAAACGUCACAAUUCCCAGGUUGUGGAACGGCAGUCUGACAAUGAUGAAGUUCCAGCGCUUAUACGGCAACUGCCCAAUCUGAAUGAGAAAUGCAAGGAGCAUCCACUUUGCCGCAUGUAUUCGAUUAAGGCACGGGCUAUUCUCCAUGCCCAUCUCACACGCAUUCCACUAAAUCCAGAGACGCUUGAGCGUGAUCGUCAGUUCAUUGUAAAGAAAUGUCCGUAUCUAGUGCAAGAGAUGGUCUCUUGCGUCCAUCAGCUGGUCAUGAUGGCUUAUGCCAGACGUGUUCCCCGACUGCCUAGCAUCGAGACAAUUGAGAAUUGUAUGAAAAUGUCCCCGAUGAUUAUUCAAGGCUUGUGGGAGUUUAAAUCACCACUGUUACAGUUACCUCAUCUCACCGAGGAUCAUUUGUACUUUAUGAAUAAGAAGCGUCAUGUUAAGAAUUUGCAACAAUUCGCUCAGCUCAAGCCAGAAGAGAGUCGCACUCUGUUAAAGAAUCUCACCGACUUUGAGUACGAGAAUAUAAUGAAAGUGUUGGGCAAGAUGCCAUUGAUUGAUUUCUCCAUACGGUGCGAGGUGAUCGAUGAUGAGAAUACCAAUGUGGUUACCGCUGGGGCAAUUGUUACUGUCACAGUUACGCUGGAGAGGAAGGAUAUGAAGAGUUUGUUCGGCGAUACAAAAGCGCCUGAAAAGCAGGGCAUCAACGAUGAGGCCAACGAAGAGGCUGCUGCUGGUGAUGAGGGUGAUGAUGCAGCGCCUACAACAGUGGCGGUUAAGAAGGCAUCGACAUGGGCCAAGCCACGGAAGGGUGGUAAAGGCAAAGGUGGCAAGAAGCCAGCCAACAAUCAAAAGAAAAAGGUACAACCCAAGGUGGCUGCAGCAACAGCAGCAACAACAACAACAACGACGAGCACAUUGGAAGAGCAAGCGGCCAAUUCGGAUAAUGAUUCGGAUGCCGGUGAGCAUAGCGAUGUGGAUUCAGCUGCCGGCACAGGCAGUGAGGAUGAGGAUAAGCAAAAUAAGAAUAACUCAUCCUUGGACGAUGACGACGACGAAGAAUGGGAACGCCUUCAGGCCAAGUUGAAUAAACGUGAGCGCCUUGAAGGCAAAUCGCGUUUAUCGCACACCGUCCACUGUCCCUACUUUCCCGAGGAGAAGCAAGAGUACUGGUGGACUUACAUUUGCGAUCGCAAAUCUCGUACGCUUCUAACAGCGCCCUACCAUGUGACAAAUCUGGUUGAGAAAGAGGAGAUCCAACUGAAAUUUACGGCGCCGCGUUGGCCCGGUGUCUAUACCUUUACCGUGUGCCUGAGAUCGGACUCGUAUUUGGGAAUGGAUCAGCAACAAGAGCUUAAAUUGGAUGUGCAAAAGGCUCCAGCACCACCGACAGAUCAUCCGCAAUGGGAUCUGAGCGAAUCAGAGCCAGAGCAUAAUGAUCAGCAGGAGAAUCUGAGUGACUAUACAACAGAUACAUCUGACGAGGAGGAUAGUGAUUAGAGAGUCAAUGGACUAUGUCAACACAGCCCAUGACAACCACCAUCACCACCUUGUCCUCAUCCCUCCUCCACUUUAAGCCAUGGUCCAGCAAAUUUUAGUUUAUCCCCCCCAUACAUACACUCUGCCAUGUGCCCCCUACACACACACA